Molecule: messenger RNA, 2857 nt
Organism: Alosa alosa (allis shad)
Lineage: Eukaryota; Metazoa; Chordata; Actinopteri; Clupeiformes; Clupeidae
Gene: zbtb22a
Product: zinc finger and BTB domain containing 22a
Exons: 4
Coding region: 365-2440 (691 amino acids)
Biological process (GO): regulation of transcription by RNA polymerase II
Molecular function (GO): RNA polymerase II cis-regulatory region sequence-specific DNA binding; protein binding; DNA-binding transcription factor activity, RNA polymerase II-specific
Source: RefSeq, a predicted model, not a curated record
GUCAGGCUAUUUAUUGCUAAGGUCGGUCCUUUCAAUUCCUUUUAGGAAGAGAGGCGUACUGCUACUGUACAACGUUUGGUUUACAGGCUGUAGCUAACAUUAGUAACGUUAUUCUUCAAUGGAGAAAUAUCGAUAGCCGUUGAGAUCACAAGGGGUUUAUCUGAACGGCAAUGUCUCGGGUCACAUGUCACCCCUACAUUAUCGCCAAAGAAGACGGAAGAAUAUCCCCUGUAAGAAAAUUCAAAAGCGGCGUAUCAUUAAGUAAGCUAACCAACUGGCUAGUUGUAGGCAGCAGCUAACAUUAGCUAGCUAGUUGAGUUAGCCAUUCUCGGACCUUCCUUCACGGUUUUAAACGGCCUGACCAAUGGACAGAGUUUGCCGGGGGGCUACCGCCCCUUCUGGCACAGCGAUACAAGUAUGCUUUCCCGAUGUGCAAGGAACGCUCUUGGAGAAGCUGAACCAGCAACGCGAAGAUGGAAUGCUUUGCGACCUUUCCAUCCAUGUGCAAGGACAGGUGUUCAAGGCACAUCGCUGCGUUCUUGCAGCGUCCUCGCCAUACUUUCAUGACCAGGUUCUCUUGAAGAAUGUUACUACUGUGUCUCUUCCAUCAGUCAUGGACCCUCUUGCUUUCCAAAGCGUCCUGAGCUCCGCCUACACUGGACAGCUUAGCAUAGUCCGCGAGGACAUAGUCAACUACGUAACUGUGGCAAGCUUCCUGCAGAUGUGGCACAUCGUGGACAAGUGCACAGAGGUAUUAAAGCAAGUACGACCCCCAAUGGAACCAAGUCCAGUGGAAAUCACACCACCACAUGGGGGCUCGUCCAGGCACCAGUCCCCGAGUAGCUCAGACUGCUACUAUGUGGACCCAGACGACAAGGGUCGGGAGAAAGGCCGGGACUGCAUAUCGUCCCUGGAGAAAGGGUCAAGGGGCAUGGAGCAAAAGGGGCCGCUACCUCCCCUGGCUACCUGGAGGAGGCCACAUCUGACCUCGAGGUGGCGAGCUCGGGCAUCGCCGCAGCCACCCGAGUCCUUCAGCCAGCCCCCGCCACUGGCCUCCGGGUCUGUCUUUAGCCCCGAACACAGCGAGGAUCUCUCAGCCAGCGAGGGAGUGUCCAUCCCUGGUGGCAGUGGCCAUCAUAACCAUCACACUGGCCCCUAUGGACAGCACAUGGGACGAGGAUUAGAGACUGUUCCCACGCGACUGGAAGGGCUCGCCGAUCCUUCCCACCUAAGAGAGAGGGCGCGGUCAAAGGGAGCAGCCACGAGCCGCAGGAGACACCCAAGCUGGGACCGAGAGGGAAGGGAGGAUGGAGGCCUCCAGGAGAGCCAGAGUGGUGGUGAGAGGGGGAUCGAGGCAGAUGAAGGUGUCGGUGAAGGUUUGGUAGAGGAAGCCACGACGAAAACCCAAAGGACACAGCGCUCUGGAGACUACAUACCAAGCACGGCACUACUGGAAGCACGGCCAGAGGCCCCUGAGAAGGACGAGGGAGAGUCUCGGUCUCACAUUGGCCUGCCAAACACUGCAGAAGACUGUCCGCCACUACCCUGCGGCUCUGGGCUGUGUCCAGCUCCCCCCGCCCAGGAGCAGUGGCAGGCGAGUCCAUGGCUGCAGCAGAGAGACUACAGAAGAGAGGAGGACGAUGAGGUGGACGAGGACAUGGACUUUGAGCAGCUGGGAGAGGGUGUAUUCGGCGGAGAAACAUACGAUGAAAUCGAGGACGGGACCGGGCAGGUUUCCCAGAGGCCUCUACUGCCGUCACCAGAUGACGGGCAGUUCAUCUCUGGCCAGUCGGAUCACAGCUGGGUUGGCGGCGGUGGGGGUGGCGGCGGCUCCCCGUCGUCCACCCCCUUCCACCCGUCGGCCUCGCCCCCGAUCCCUUCGUCCUCCUCUCCGCAGCCCAACGCUGCAGGCCCGUACACGGGCCGGCUCCACUUCUGCCACUGUGGCAAGGCCUACACACUGAAGAGCAUGCGCGACCGCCACGUGAAGAUGCAGCACCUUAACCUCAGGCCUUUCUCUUGCCCUGUGUGCUCCAAGUCCUUCAAGAUGAAGCACCACCUCACCAAGCACCUCAAGACCCAUGGCAGCGUCAGGCCCUAUGAGUGCAGCCUGUGUGGGAAGAAGGUAGUCUGGAGGGACAGUUUCCUGAGACACCAGGCCCGCUGUGAGCGACUGGCUCGAGCCGGAAUGGCAGCCACUGGUGACGAUGGAGCCGACGUCGGGGAUGACGGGUACGUUCCACAGGAUGGUGACGGCUUCCUGUCGGACAGCAGUCACGUGAAAGUGGAAAAGAUGGAUUUUAAUGGAGACGAGGUGCCUUGUAUGGAUGGACUAGACAAUAUGGCAUUUCUGUCUGGUGGGGACAGUGUCUUGGCAACCCCAGGAAAGACACUGGAUGGACAUGUUUUAAAACAAGAAGAAGGAGAGAGGUUUAGCUGACUUUAGAACAGAUCUAUGUUAACAAUAAGCACAAGCAUAAUAGCAGAUUUUACGAAAUCUUUGCUACCAAAGUGAAAGACUAUCAUGUGAGUUUAUUCAGGAAGGUAGGGCCAAGGACUAACAACAAGGUCCAAGGACUUUUGACAAAUUGGAGAUAUGACAAAAUAUCUGGCAAUAUGUGCAGAAGUUCCUAUUUGUAAAAAGAAAUGUGAAUAAGGUUUUGUUUGAAGAUGCUCACUUUAUGAAUUCAGUACAAUCAUACAUGUUCAAAUUAUGUUUUAACCACAUAAUUUAUUCUAUUUCCAUUUCACACAGUAUGUAAUUUUUGCAGCUUUUUUUGUAAAUAAAGGCUUGUAUGCCUUUAAUCUGACAGGAUAGUGGAGAGAGUAACAGGAAGUGAGUGGGAGGGAGAAAUGG